CUGGUGACGUGUCCCAGCGCUGCCUUCCUGCUAGUCCCGAUCAGGAGUUUCAAUGCACCUAGUCCAUCCUCCCCCCGCAUUCUCGUGCACUGACGUCACCGCCGCCCGCUCAGACAGGACGUGUUCACCCGGAACAAGCUGAGUGCGCUCCGUGGAUCCCGUGACCUAUGACCUGGGGCUGCCUGGCCCGGCCCAGCCGUUUACUGCUUAGUGUGCUGAGCCCAGGUGAGCGGGAUGGGCAGGGGGCACCAUGCAGCUCCGGCCAAGCUAUGAGAGGUGAGGGGUGUCUGUGUUUAUAAACUCUGCGGCUCUCCCACAUUCCCACAGAGCGGUCCUGGCUGCAGUAAUAGUAGGACAUGGUCUGCGGGUUACCAGGAGCUGGGCACCGUGUGCACAAAGAAAGAGUGUUUUAUUUGGAGAAAACCCUCUGUGUGCAGUUAUAUUCAAUAACCUCCAGAUAGAAUGUGUGGUUGUGCUAUAUAUAUUAUAAUAUUAUUAUUAUUAUUAUAUCUCUGCCUGUCUGAAAUUAAUAAAGUGACACCUCUUUGGCAAGGUGUAUUUAAAGGGACACAAUAGUCAUCAGAAACACUACGGCUCAAAGGGACCGUGUAGGCACCAUGACAAAUUCAUCUAAAUUAAGUUAUGGUGCCAAGAGGCCCCUGGGUGCACUCUCCAAAGUGUGCCUCCACCCCCCAACCAUUAUUUUUAACUCUUUAUCGGUUCAUGUAUAUCAAGUUACAUUUGCAGAGGUUAAGACAAGUAAUAGGUAUAAAAUGCAUUGGAUGACAGCGAGUUAUCACAGGUAUGGCGGUUUAACAAGUUUCAUAUUGGGUAAUGUACAGGUACAGCUAGGUAGUGCACAGUUAUGGUACAGCAUAUCACUAGCAUCUAGGUUGGCAGGCCUGUCGGGAGGUACUGACUUUUUAUACACUGCUCAGCCAUAACAUUAAAACCUCCUGAAAUGGUUAACAUUGAUUAUAUAUCGUUACAGUGACACCUGUCAAGGGAUAAGAUAUUUUAGGCAACAAGAGAAAAGUGAGUUCUUGAAUGCAUGCAUUUGGAAGCAACAGAAAAUGGCAAGCGAAAAGGUCGGAAUCACUUUGACUAGGACCAAAUAGUGAUGACUGAGUCAUAGUCACAGGCGCCCAAUGCAUGGGGAGCAAAAGCUAGCCCUUCAGGUCCAAUUACGCAGAAAAGCUGCUGUAGCUCAAAUUGUUGUAAACCUUUGUGCAUCAGAGUUUGCUGUGUUUGGGGCUGCACAGAGUGCCAAUGAUGACCCCCCCCCAUCCACUACUGAAAGCGCCUUCAGUUGGGACAUGAGUGUCAGAACGGGGACCAUGGAUCAAUUGAAGAAGCUUGCUUAUGCUGGUGAAUCAGGUUUUCUUUUAGAUUAGGUGGAUGACUGGGUGCAUGUGCAUUGUUUGCCUGGGGAAGAGAUGGCAACAGGAUACAAUAUGGGAAGAAAGCAGGCUGGCAAAGGCAGUGUUAUGCUCUGGGCAAUGUUCUCCUGGGAAACCUUGGAUCCUGGCAUUCAUGUGGAUGUUACUUUGACACGUACCACCUACCUAGAGAUUGUUGCAGACCACAUACCCUCCUUCAUGGCAAUAGUUUUUCCCUGAUGUUGGCAGCCUCUUUGAUAGUUAUAGUGUACACUAUCACACUGCAAAAAUGGUUUGAGGGACACGACAAAGAGUUGUUGAUCAUCUGUGGCAUGUGCUGAAACAGAUCUAAUCCAUGGAGGCCCCACCUUGCUACUUGCAGACGCUAAAGCAUCUGGUGCUCAUAUCUUGGUUUCAGAGGUCUUGUGGAGUCCAUGCCUUAACACAUCAGACCUGUUUUUGCAGCAGGAGGGGGACCAACAUGAUAUUAAGCAGAAAGUGUUUUUGUUUUUAAAUAUUCUUUAUUUACAGGAGAUAGUCCGUAAGAUAUGCGGCAUGCAGUAGAUACAAAAUCCAUAGCAUACGUCAUCCCUGGGAAGUAGGAAUGUAUAAUAAUGAAUAUAAGAUUACAUCAUACAUAUCACAGGUCUGAUAUGUACUUCAAACUGCUCUCAAAGUCUAUGUAUUUAUUUUUUGAGAAGUCAUAAACAAAGAAAACUUAGAGGGAUAAUUUACAGGGAGGUCCGCAGUGUGUGGUCCCUGACCUAGAGAUACUCCACAUACCUAAUUCCCAUUACUUAUAUAUUCCUACCAAGGAUCUCAGACUUUGGAAAAGAAGGAGGAAGAGGAGUGCCUAACUUUUGAGGUCCAUUCGUCCAUAACUACAUUUUCUUGAAUAUAUGAAAUAACCUCUUGCAAUGGAGGUCGGUCAAUUUUAAGCCACCCGGCCGCAAGAGCAGUACAAGUGUUAGUAGAUUAAUUUCUGAGUAUGUCCGAGGAACCCCUCAAUAGGCCAUGAAAGCAGAGAAGUCAAUUGGUCUCUGAAGGACCACCACCACUUUGCCUUUUUAACUCUUUCAGAACCCACGUUAUUUUUGGACAAUCCCACCACAUAUGUUAAUAUGUGCCUCCAUGGCCGCAUAGCUGCCAGCAGAGGUCAGUCCGAUUCCUUCCUAUUCUACUCAACAGGGGGUUACAGGCCACUAGAACAAUAUUUUAAACUCCUGCCACUGUGAGAAUAUACAUGUGGAUAUUUUGGAAGCUGCUUCCCAAAAAGGUAGGUAGAUUUAGUGUUGUGGCUGAUCAGUAUACAUAAGUUUUAUUAACAUGACUCUCUAUUUCUUGUAUUCCAGUCUGCAGCUGCUGCCUCUGCUCUUACCCGCCUGCAUGCCUGACGUCAUCAGAAGUGAUUCUGUGAGCCACCCAAAGGAAUGGCUGUGACUGUCAAGGAGGCAGAUCGGGGGCAGAGCAAGCCCAAGUCAAACACAGCCCUAGUGAAUCAGCAUCUCCUCAUAGAGAUGAAUUGAAUCAAUGCAUCUCUAUUAGGAAAGUUUAGUGCCUGCAUGCAGAAGGUGGAGACACUAAAUGGCAGUAAUGCCUCAGGAAGCACCUCUAGUAGCCAUCUGAGGCGUGGCCAGUGGAGUUAUGCCUAAGUUUUAAUGUAAACACUGGGUUUUUGCUGAAAAUACAGUGUUUACUGCAAAAGGCCUGAAAUACAAUAAGCUGUAGUUGUUCUUGUGAAUAUAGUGUCCCUUUAACAUCUUAUUGAAAAUAAACGGAAACAAAAGUAAUGCAACCCCUAAAUGACAAAGAAUUGAGCAGUGAGACUGCAGGGGCUUAAUCUACACACACAAACUGCUUAAUUAAGCUAAAGUUGUUUUGAUGCCUAUAGUGUCUGUUUUUAACAUUUCCCUAUUGUCCUUUGUUGCAUUUAUUGAUUCAUUCUCUUUUAUUGUUUAGGAAAUGUAGCAGUGAGGCCAGCAACUUCAAAGAGAAAAAUUCACUCACCAUGCAUACAAACUCUGGGCAUCCCCUUCAUCAGACUGGCAAUGGUGAAAGUUCUUCAGUCUGCCUGACCCUUCCUCCUAUCAGACACCCUGCUGAAGGGUCAAGUAUGACAGGAGAUGUGGCUGUAGAGAUGCACUCCACAGAUUCUGACAGUGGACCAAGAUCUGGUUCCAGACAAGCUAGAGCAAACCCUCAUGGACGUUUUCAGAAUAAACACAGCCAUGUGCAUACUCAGUCUCAUGAAACAGGUGGGACAGAGGCUCCGAAUAAUACAGAUUCAAGAGAAAACAGCAGCAGUAUCUCAGAGGCCCUGCACUUCUAUCCGUGGUUGGAAAAAAGCUUUCCAUAUAUCUUAAUCUUCGGUGCCAAACUUAUUGUACAGCACAUAACAGGUACUUCUCUAUUUCUGUGUAAAGCGCCGACGUGGAGCCUUGCAAAUGAAAUCACUGCUGUUUCUGAUAAACUGCAUUGUUUAUAUUUCGCAAAUUCCACAAUUCCUAAUUCGAUAGACAAUCGCUAGGAACUCCAGGCUGCAAUAGAUUCCGUUAUUGAAUGUGUUUGAUGUCAUCACCAUGCAAAGUAUGCUGACAUCGGAUCAUGCCUGUGUCAAAUGCUUCCUAUGAGAAGCAUUGGAUUCUGUGUUUCUACUUACAGAAGCUUUGGAUUUUCAGAUUGCAACAAUUGCUGCUCACAUGCCAUGCAUCCUCAUUGCUUCUGUAUUAGAAAUUUUGAAGAGGAGUCUGUCCUGGCUCUGGAAUGUGUAAACCCUUGAAAUGCAAUAUCUAAAAGGCAAGCAAAAGCAAGGGGGGACUCAAAUCCUCCUCUUUAUAUGCACUUGCCACAUAUUGUACCUACAGUAUUUUCAAACAACAUUAAGAAGAUUAUUAUAAUAUAUAUUAUCCAACAAAAUACAGUGUAGCUGCAAAAUUAGCCACUGUAAGUAGCUCUGCCUCACAUAGCAAGACAGACUGAUAAAUAUGAUAAACCAUAUAUGUGCUUAUGUGUAUAAACAACAUAUCAACACUAUUAUUCAUGUAACUAGUGAUGAAAAUAUGUGGAAAUUAAAAAUGGUCUACAUAUGUCUGAACAUACAUACAAGAUAUAAUAAAAGUGUGUGUAAAAUAUAUAUAUAUAUAUAUAUAUAUAUAUAUAUAUAUAUAUAUAUAUAUAUAUAUAUAUAUUGUGUGUGUGUGUUUGAAUUUUUAGACAUAUGUAGACCAUUUUUAAAUAUUUUUUUUGAUCUUGUUAUAUUUAGAUUUAGUAAAGUAAACCCAUAAUAUUAAAACCAUCUAUAUAUGCAGUGAUGGAUAACUGAAAACCAAUCAAAUCAAUCACUGAAAAAAAUAAUAUAAUAAAGUACAUACAAAAUGUAAUACUGAGCAACAACAUAUGAAAUUCUAUACAAAUAUUUAUAGAAUAAUUUGACCAUAAAAUAAACUUAAUUAUAAUUCAAGUGGUACAUACUGCUAAAUCCAAAUGUUUAUUUAGACCACUCUACUUUUUAAGUGUCUAAUUGGUAGAUCCAAUAUGUUUCUCUCUGCCUGAGUAUAAGCAAUCUGUCUCCUCCUCUGUCUCUAGGUGGGAUUUGUUUUAAACCUUAUACUAUACUAACUUCAAACUAUAUAUACUAUAAACCUUAUACUUUAUCACUAUUUUGACUUGUUAAAAAAAAUAUAAACCAUAAUUCCAUAUUUGUUUUGAUUUGGCUAAUAUGGCCCUAUGUUGCUCCAAAACCUUUUCCUUUAGUGGUCUAUACGUACGAUCCACAUAUUGACUGCCACAAGGGCAUUCUAUUCAAAUCCAAAUUUACUAUCACACUUAAUGAUACUGUUUAAAGUACAUUUCUUGUCUGGUGUACUUCUUCCAGUGUUUAAUUAUUCCCUCGAGGUACAUACUUGCGCAUUUUAUAUCCUUUCCUCCCACAUGGAUACGUGCCUUUCACAUAAUAAAAAUUAUUUGUUUGUUUAUACCAUUAAAAUUCUUAAUUUUACUGGGGCCAAAAGAUUUUUAAUUGUGGUGUUUCGUCUAUGUACCACUCUUUGCAUACGAUCACUGCUUUCAAAAAGGUAUCCUGUUGUAGGACACUCCAAUGCUUCUCUGUGAUUUUUUUUUUUUUUUUUUUUGAUGUGGCUUGCUCUUGCAUUAUACGUAGUGCAAAAAAUGGUUCUUUCUCAAAAUUGUAUCAUUUUUUUGGCAUCCCUGAAUCCUUCUGCAAAAGAGAUUCUCUACUCCAUAUGUCUUACUUCUAUUAGUGUAUUAUUUAAUGACUGUGGAUCAUAAUAGUUCUCUAAAAAUCUACAAAAAUCUUCCAUUCACUUUCUACAUCUUCCGUUCUGCUACAGUUUCUUUUUAAUCUCAUGUAUUGACUUAUAGAAUUUUUAUUUUUUAUCUUUGAUGGAAUAUGUUGCUUAAAAAUCUUCCUUUUAAAAUGUCAUCAGGGAUUCAUUAUACAUAUGUUUUUGUUGAGGUGUGUAAUUUUCGGAACACUUAUGAGACCAGUGUUCCGUAAAGGGCUGUAUCUUGUCUAGCCUGUCAUACAAUGUGUCAUCUCUAGGGAGCACUGUAAUUGUUACAGUGUAGGAUAAUUGCUGCAUUUUUUGUCAAAUGAAUCCCUCUUCAUAACUUCAGAUAAAAGAAACCAAGAUGGGAUACUUGUGCCAGUGGGACAUUACGCUGGAGUUUUUGGGGUUUUUUUGGGAGGGGGUUAGUGGGAUUCCAUUAUAAUUGUCCUCUACCCAUUACUAGGGUCAGUGCCUUUCAAUAUUUGUUAUUUCUUUAAUGGAAUGCCAUGUGGGCGUUUUUUUGUUUUGGUGUCUCGUGAUUUGCAAAGAGAUAUUGUCUGGAAAACAAAGUGAUUUGCUCAUAAAUAUGCAGAAAUAUAUCAUUUGACUUAAAAACGCUUAAUGGGACACUAUAGUCACCCAGACCACUUCAGCUCAAUGAAGUGGUCUGGGUGCAAUGUCCCUCAGGUUUUAACCCUUCAGAUGCAAAAAUAGCAGUUUCAGAGAACUUGCUAUGUUUACAUUUGGGGUUAAGCCAGCCUCUAGUGGCUGUCUUCCGGACAGCCACUAGAGGCGCAUCUACGACGCUGGAGGCAUAUUAUGCCUCCAUCGUGCAGAGUGACCAUAGGAAAGCAUUGAAAGCAUGCUUUCCUAUUGACAGCUUGAAUCUGCGCGCAGCACUUGUCGCGCAUGUGGCUCUGCUGACGGCGGGGGGAGGAGAGGUCACCAGCACCAAGGGGGCUCGGCGCUGGAAUAAGGUAAGCUGCUGAAGGGAUUUUAACCCCUUCAGUGCCGCGGGAGGGGGACCCUGAGGGUGGGGGCACCCUCAGGGCACUAUAGUGUCAGGAAAACCGCUAUGUAUUCCUGACACUAUAGUGAUCCUUUAAAAACAAACAUGUAUUCCUGACACUGGUGUUAAAACCACCAUUUAGGUGGCUUGCCCCCCUUAAAAGGGUUAAAACGUACAUUAUUUCCAGCUCUCCCUGGGUCUGCAAGCAAUUACUAUGCUCACCAGAACAACUACAUUAAAGGUCAAUGAAGUGGUCUGGGUGCCAGGCCCCCCAGAUUUUAACCCUUCAGAUGUAAACAUAGCAGUUUCAGAGAAACUAUGUUUACAUUGCAGGGUUAAUCCAACCUCUAGUGGCUGUCCUCGUGACCUAAGGAUGCUAUAAACGAGUUUGUUUUACUGAACCUAUAGUGAUCCUUUAAGCUGUAGUUUUUCUGGUGACUAUAGUGUCCCUUUCAAAUAAUUUAAUGACUCAAAACGUCAAUGCUGUUUGUGAUGCAAGGAGUUUCCAUAAAUUGAAGUAUUUCAGAGGUGGUGAAAUUUGGAGGUACCCAAUUUUCAUCUGCCACAGAGGGGCAUUCUGAUCACCUCAUUGUAGAUGGUGGUUUGCUGGAAGCACAAUCAGAUGAAGCCUUGCAUAGCGGAGGGUGUAAGUGUCUCUGUCCACAAUGUUAAAUGUGUCACUCUUUAAGCAUUUUAGAAUGGUGUAAGCCUCUUUCACUAAAUAGGAACGAACCAUGAAGAUGAUUUAUUGCAGUAUAGAAAGCUGUGAUCAGCACUGGAAGGGUAAUUUAUUUUUGUGUAAAGUAACAAAAAAAAAAUUACUCGAACAGGUCAGCUUGAUCACAGAGAAUGCUCUGAGAAGACUGAACAGAUACAGUAUAGUCAUCAGACAGCAGGCAAAGGGUGAAAAAAGUCAAAAUGAAUAAAUCUGUCAAAAAGGGUAAAAUUAAAAAUGAAAACAUCUGACCCCCUAUGUACUGAUUGCACUGAUCACUGCAGUAACACUGAUCACAGCAGUGGAACAACACUCUUCCUCCCCUCUCCACCAUAAUACACAGUAAAUAUGUUUUUAGCGAACACAUGACAAUGUAGCAAGGAUCUGUCUGCCUUUCUCACCUAAGAUCAAACGUAAGAGUAAAGAGAGGCAGAAAACAAUGUCUCAAACAAUGUUUGCAUUCAUUGGCUGUGACAUUGAGAGCAACCGUGGUGACAGGCUGUCACUGCGGCAAUUGGCUGCUGGGGGACUGCUGGAGUUGCAAACCAGUAGUGUUUGACUGACUGGUGGGAAAGGGGGAACAAAAUAGUUUUACGUCCUUAAUUUUUAAGGGGUCCAUUAAUUGAAAGAACACAUUGAGGGGGAGGAGAAAUAAAGCUUUGAUAAUUCAAAUAAUUAAUAAAGCAUGUUAAGCCCAAAACCUAUCAAAUGCAUUAAAGUUGUAUUGAGGCCCAGAGUGUCCUACCUAAAUGUCCUUUAUUUUUUAUGGAUAUUAUUUUGUGUCCAGCAACAGUGUAUCAAAUGUGAACACCUAGCAUAUGGGAUAUAAAUUUAGCUCAUUGGCAAUUUAGGGACAGCUGCUUCUGUACAGCUUCUUACAAAAGGCAAAAACUAUUGCUGUCCCUGUUGGUGAUAUAUGGGGUGUGCUAAAUCAUCAGGUCUGCCUUUCAGUGACACUACUUGAAUGAGAUGUAUUUGUGUGUGUGUGUGUGUGUAUGUAUGUGUGUAUAUAUGUGUGUGUAUGUGUAUAUAUAUAUAUAUAUAUAUAUAUAUAUAUAUAUAUAUAUAUAUAUAUAUAUAUAUAUAUAUAUAUAUAUAUAUACACACACACAUUUUAUUGUCUAACAAAGUAACUUUAGAGUGCAAAAUCACUAUAUUUCUCCUCUUCAGGUUUGCUUUAUCAAUGUGACCCAUAUAAUUUUUCAGCAAUGACUAGAUUGGUCAACGAUAACACACAAACAGUAACAUCUAGUAGUUCAUUAGUAACAGCUUAGUGUUUAUUCAGUUUCUGUAGAUCGUGUUAAUAAUUCUUUACUUUACAGGACAUUUUGCAUGUUUGUUGCACAUUCUAUUCUGCCAUCUAAUGGUGUGUCUUAAAUUCAUGGAUUAUCACACAAACAUUUGAUUGACUGAGGUUGAACCAGAAAGUAGCACGUCAUGAUCAAAAGAGAUUAGCAUGAAAAAAUGUUUAAGUUCUAAAUAACAUAUUCACAGAAAUCAAAGCUGCUCUUGAUUUUCUUGAUCUUCUAUGGUUUUGUUUAGUUUUUUGCAAUUGCAGAGGAAAUCAUUACAUAUGUACAGCUGUUCGUGGCUAAGACCGUCAAAACAAAAUGCGAAUUGAGCAAAACCGGUGUUCUUUAGGCAAAUAGCGCUGCAGCAUUAGUUGAUCUUUUAUAGGCAUAGACUGGCAUUAUUCAUUUAGUGAUUGUGAAGGAAAUAGUCAGUGGGACCUACUUGGACAGACCUGUCCUGCAGACCAUACCAAAACAUGAACAUCUUCAAUUACCACAUCCACUUUUUUUAAUAUAAUUCUACUAAAUGAACUAAGAAAAAAAAUUCUUUCUUAAACAAUAUGGCCCAAUAUGUUAACAUUAUUGCCUUUUGUUUAUUUUCUGUAUUGUUUUAUAUUCUUUAAUUUUAUAAAAAAAGUUUUUUUGUUCAUUCUAAAAAAUAUAAUUUAGUUUUUGUUUUACUUUUCCUUGCCUUUGUUGCUUUUGAUAUUUAUUUUGCUAUUUUAACACUUUAUUAUUUUGUUUUCUAAUAGGCAUUUCUGUUGGAAUUGGUCUGCUAACAACUUUUCUGUAUGCAAACAAAUGCAUUGUAAAUCAGGUUUUUCUAAGAGUAAGUAAGCUUAUGUUUGAAAAUCAUUCUACCAAUUGUAGACAAGUAACGCACACACACAUUUUUUUUUUUCGUAUUUACAGCAGAUUAGUGUACAUUUUAUUUAGAGCAAAUUAACUGUUUACUUGCCAUUGUCAAAUGAUUUAGUAGCUUUCUUGUGUGUAUGAUCCUACUUAUCCAUACGUUUCUCCAUUGGGUCAUACAUGACAUAUCCAUUAGUACAUACCAUCAGCACAGGAUAAAUGAUUACACAUCAUAGGACAUAGCUUUGGUAUACCUUCAAAAUAAACAGGGUCAAAGCAGAUGCUUGCGUACAGUAUAAAACCUACUCCAAAAUUAUUUAAGUUAAAUAAACCAUACUAUUAUUCAAGUUGAAUAAAACAUUGCCAAAUGGCCAUUUUUUUGCAUACACAAAGAAAUAUAAAUAAAUAAAUCUCUACUCGUAUAGAGAAGUUGGGUAGAAACCACAAAAAAUAAAAAAUCUAUGUCUUCUCUUGUUCUAAACACCCCAUGUAAAAUAAAAUGAUUGCUCACAAGUUACUUUCACUUACUACCUCUGCCCAUUGCCAAAGAUUAUGCCCCAGGUAAGAAAAACAAAUCCUUACUUUUUCUGAUUGUAUAAUUUAAAUGGUAAGGUUUAAAUUAGACAUCACUAGUUGUCUUGCUAUGUUGGAUGAUUUUUUCUUAGCUCAGAGAGUGGAGGCACCCAUUGCCUUUUAUUUACUAAUUUAAUGCAUCCAUCCUGAAACUGGAUGUGACUUUUUAUGUCUUCCGAGCUGUGAUGUUUGCUAAUUAGCUGCCUGGAUACAGCUGGAAUUAUUUGCAGAUUUAAAGGGACACUAUAGUCACCAGAACAACUACAGCUUAUUGAAUUUGUUCUGGUGAGUAGAUUCAUUACCUUCGGGCCUUUUGCUGUAAACACUGUCUUUGCAGAGAAAAUGCAGUGUUUACAUCACAGCCUAGUGAUAACUUCACUGGCCACUCCUCAGAUAGCGGUUAUAGAUCCUUCCUGGGUCAUGGCUGCCUAAAAUGCAUCCAUACAUUCAGUGUCUCCUCCCUCUGCAUGCAGACACUGAACCUUCCUCACAGAGAUUAAUUGAUUCAAUUCAUCUAUAUGAGGAGAUGCUGAUUGGCCAGGGCUGUGUUUGAAUCAUGCUGGCUCUGCCCCUGAUCUACCUCUUUGUAAGUCUCAGCCAAUCCUAUGGGGAAGCACUGUGUUUGGAUCAGGCUACCACUUCUGAUGAUGUGCGCAGACUGCUUGUUUUUCUGAGUCUAACAGCAUGCUGAGUUACAGCUUCAGGCUUGAAUACAGUAAGAUUUUGCUUUAUUUAUGGAGGCAUGAGGGACCCAGGGGGGCUAGAUGGUGGUUUUAACAGUAUAGGGUCAGGAAUACAUGUUUGUGUUCCUGACCCUAUAGUGAUCCUUUAAAACUAUGUUUGAACUAAAAGAACCACCAGAACACCCAGAAUUAAUUAAUACUGCAUAAGAAAUGUUGAACUAUAAUUUAUCUGUACAUAAAAAAAAAAAAUCUGGAUUUUUGCUGGUAGGUAGAUCAGAUGUAGCCAAAACCUGAAUUAAUCAAUUACUAGAUUUUGAACAUUUAAGUGGUUUCACUAUACAUGCAUCAUGCUUGAAAUGUUUUAUUUUGUUUAUAUAGAAGAUGGCAAUACUACUGAGGAUAUGUUUGCAAAGUUGUGUUCAUGGGGUUUUUUUUUGUUUUUGUUUUUUAAAUCUUUUUAAAUUCAUGCCUACUGAUCAAUUUUAUUUGUUUUGGCACGGAUUAAUUUUAUCAUUGUGGUGGUAUAUAUUUACACAAGUAGCAUUUUCCAUGUAAUGUUUGCAUUUAUUUACAAUGAAUUUCAAAAAAGCAUCAAUCUCCUUUUUUGCACUUUAUGUACAACUAGGUCAUAUUUUUAAGUAUAUAGUUUGCUUUACAGCAUAUUGUUUCUGCCAUUUAAUGUUAAAGGGACACUAUAGUUACCUGAACAGCUACAGGUUAAUUUAGCUGUUCUGGUGUCUAUUGCCUGUCCUUGCAGGCUUUUUCAUGUAGACUCUGCCUUUUCAUAGAAAAGGCAGUGUUUACAUUACUGCCUAGGAACACCUCUAGUGGCAGUCACUCAGAUGGCCACUAGAAGUGCUUCCUAUGGCAGUGCUGAACAAUUUGCAAUGUGCAGCACUGAUGUUCAGCAUCUCCAUGCUCUACAUGAGGAGAUUCUGAUUGAUGCAGCGUGUUUUGCCGUGCAUGCAAAUAGGAAAGCAUUGGAUUGGCUGAGAUCAUCUGGGAUGAGAAACUAGGCAGUAGAACACUUGUCCUUGCAAAUACUCAGUUGGCAAAACAUUCUAUUUAGUACUUGGCAGCCUUUCAACAGUUUCUCACACAUGUAAUUGGCUGGUGUCAGUAUAUUUCCUCUGGUCUGUUUAUCUGGGCUACUCAUGGUAGUGUUGUAGAAAUCCGUCAUAUAUUAAGUAAGCUGAUGCUGACUAAAUAUAGUUUAUUAUAGUGGUUAUUGAAUAAGGAGGCUGUUGGUGCAGUCAGUUUAUCAAAACAUUUUGAGCUGUAUGCCAUAAAACAGGGAAUUUCCAGUCACCAUAACCAUGUUUUGGCUUUGCUGAAUUACUGCAGCUGUUUCUGCAAUAGCAAACUGCUGUUGAUAUAAUGCAUGCCAUGCUAAAACAGUUCAUGAUAAUUGGGGGGGGGAUAUCCUAUUAUGGUUGUAGAAGAGCUAGGUUCAGGGCCGGAUUAACAUAGGGGCUGAUGGAGCUGCAGCUCCAGGCCCAGGCCCAUGGAAUAGGCCCAUUGAUUUAAAAAAAAAAAAAAUUUUUUUUUUUUUUUUUUUAAACUUUUUUUUUUUCACACUACUCUUAGGGAUUCCAUCUGGCUUUUAUUUUAUUGGCACAGCCAGUAUUUGAGGCUGCCUGGCUGGUGCCAAUAUUGCAGUUAUACUGGCAAUCAAAAUGCUGGUAUUUUUCUCAGUAUAAACAAGAGAUUACUCUGCAAUACCAGCACUGGCCAGUAGGGGUCGCUGUGUGUGUGAAGACAGGCAGGGAUAGGAAGUUCCAGCAUAUCCCUCCCUGCCUAUCUAUACUCACUGAUCUGCAGGGGUGCAGCUACAGAGGGUCCAGACAGCAACUCCCACCCUGCAGAGACAGCCUACAGCUCAGGGAAGUAAGGGAUGGGGGGAAAGGCUGCAAGGAGACAUACACUGAGACACUAAGGGCACUGGGAGACAUUAUGGCAGACACUAAGGGACACUGGGAGACAUUAUGGCAGACACUAAGGGACACUGGGAGACAUUAUGGCAGACACUAAGGGACACUGGGAGACAUGGGGCACUGAGACACUGAUACAUAGGAACACUGAGACCUGGAGUAAUCGACACAUGGGGGCACUGAGUCACGAGGGCACUGGGAGACAUGGGGGCACUGGGAGGAAUCCAUCUAUACAGCAGAAUCAAACUAAGUAGUUUUUUGGGUGAUUUUACAGCAUUUUCUCUUAUAUCACUCCUUGUGAUUUACAUCAUGAGAUGUCAUCCAUACAUAUUUAAUUAUGCAAAUUAGUAAGGCUGGUAUGUUUUUCCAAGAAAGGUGGCAACUCUAACUACUUUUCACAUACUCUUACUUAAGUAUGGAAACUUAAGUGGGAUGUAUGGGAACAAAACUUGUGUGGACUGGCUGACAAUGAAUAUAGUUAAAGGGACACUGUAGUCACCAGAACAACUACAGCUUAUUGAAUUUGUUCUGGUGAGUGGAAUCAUUACCGUCAGGCUUUUUGCUGUAAACACUGUUUUUUCAGAGAAAAUGCAGUGUUUACAUUACAGCCUAGUGAUAACUUCACUGGCCACUCCUUAGAGGACUGUUAGAGAUCCUUCCUGGGUCAUGGCUGCCUAAAAUGCAUCCAAACAUUCACUGUCUCCUCCCUCUGCAUGCAGACACUGAACUUUCCUCAUAGAGAUUCAUUGAUUCAAUGCAUCUCUAUGAGGAGAUGCUGAUUGGCCAGGGCUGUGUUUGAAUCAUACUGGCUCUGACCCUGAUCUGCCUCUUUGUCAGUCUCAGCCAAUCCUAUGGGGAAGCACUGUGAUUGGAUCAGGCCACCACUUCUAAUGAUGUCAGCAGACUGCUUGUUUUUAUGAGUCUAACAGCAUGCCGAGUUACAGCUUCAGGCUUGAAUAUAGAUUUUGCUAUAUUUAUGGAGGCAUGAGGGGUCCAGGGGGGGCUAGAUGGUGGUGUUAAUACUAUAGGGUCAUGAAUUCAUGUUUGUGUUCCUGACCCUAUAGUAAUCCUUUAAGGUAAUGCUGACUUUGGUCUCUAACACUGUGGCAUGUUCCCUUUCUUCUACACUCACUACAUACAGCUUUACUCUGUCCCAGACCAUAUACCAGGAUCUUCUGCCUGCUAGUAAGAAGGUAAGGAGACAAGUGGACCAGCGAGUGCUAGGGGACAGUCCUUAGAAAGCGUUGAGUGAGCGCAUCAUUAGAUGCAUUUAUGCCAAGCUCAGGGUGUUGUCUGCAUAGUAUGCCCUUAGUUGGGCUGCUGCAUGAUUGGCAGGCAGCCUGACAUGCAUUCAUGUCAGGCUGGCCUUCUAAUUCUUUGAGCAGAAAUGUCCUCUUUUUGGGCAUGUUUGCCCGUUUUGGCAGGUUACGUGAUUUGUGUCAGUGGCAAACCCUUUUACCGUGCCCAUUGACUUCCUGCUUGAUUGGACGUUGCUGUUAGGGUUAUGGAUUUACUUGAAAGCUGAAAACAUAAAUUAGAGAGAGAUUAGCCUAGGGUAUAUGUUUUCUUAUAGCUGCUGUUUUCUUUCUCUCCAGCACCAUCUCCAUCAGAUACAUGAUGCUUAUGAGUGUUUUACUGUUUUUGGUCGAUAUGAUUCUGUAAUUAGGCCCGUCAUAAUUGUCAGCACCAGGCCCACUGGGCUCUUAAUCUGGCCCUGGCUAGGUUUAGAGUAAUAAGGAAACCACUUUUGUUUUUAUACUGCUUGAAAAUAGCUUGGCAAAAAAAGCACUAUACUCCUAGUUUCCUUGCACCAUAACUACUUUUCGAAAAGCUGUGAUGGUUAUGGAUACUGCAGUCCAUUUUUAAGUGGUUCUAUAGUUUUGUUUACACAGAGUUUUUAACCUUUUAAAUAAAGGGCUAAUGCUUUAAAUUGCAACAAAAUCAGAGAAUAUGAGAACUGUAACCAAAGUCAAGCUACUAAAUUUCCUUAAGCUUUUGCCAAAUCUCAGUACCCACUGCAGUCUCAAUGUUUUGCUCACUUGUGCUAUUAAAAAGAGAAUCUAUACUAUUUGCUAGGGAUGCACCGAGAUUCCGGACGAAAAUGGGCAUAUCCCGUUUCAGCCGAAAAUGGGUCAAAUCUGCCGAAAAUUACACGUGCUGUCCUGCAGUGUGUCUUGGUGCACGUGGAGGCUGUUAUCAGUGAGCGCAUCCGCGGCUGCUUUCAGUGGAAUCAGAUUGAGACACCUUCUACCCUGGCAGGGACACCGCUAGCAUGACUCCCCGGCCCGCGGCUGCAGGGGCAACAUAACAUGGUGACUGGCCCGUGGGCCGCCAUGUAUGUGCUGAGCUCGGCACCAUGGAGGCCGCCAGACUGAUCGCAUCCAGUGAGGAUCCCGCCUGCCAUGCUGAAAGUGAAGAACAACAAGGGGAGGAAGAACAAGAGGGUGAACAGCAGCGGGGACGAGCAGGAGAAUGGGGCCAUGGCGGCAGCUGCUGAAGGGACGGCGGCCACCCCGACCUGUGCAGGAGCCGCAACCACAAGCUAUGCAACCGGACAGUGUGCUCGGCUGCACAGUCUGCAAACCCCCAAAAAAGUAAGAUCCGCCUCCAGAGCACGGCCGUGUCUGGCUAGACAGGGUUAACCAUGCAUUGACUGAGAGCCACUGACAGUCCUUGGCACAGCUCUCUGGCUGGAUGUGGAGCACAGUCCAAUGGGGGGCACAGCUCUCUGGCUGGAUGUGGAGCACAGUCCAAUGGGGGGCACAGCUCUCUGGCUGGAUGUGGAGCACAUUCCAAUGGGGGGCACAGCUCUCUGGCUGGAUGUGGAGCACAUUCCAAUGGGGGGCACAGCUCUCUGGCUGGAUGUGGAGCAUAGUCCAAUGGGCGGCACAACUUUCUGGCUGGGUGGAUGUAUUGGCUAACAUCAACCCAGCAGGACUGAGUUGUCAAUCACGCUUGUUUAAAGUCACAGCUUGAUGUCAUAUAAAUCAUUACUAUUUUAAAAUCAUUUGGAUAAUAGUCAUUUUAUGUUUUGUUUUUCGGCCAAGGGCAUCCUGAAUUUUCACUUUUGGCCCAUUCAUACUAUUUGCAUAUCAGACUGAUCCCACCUAUAAGGGCAGUUCAGAACAGCAAUGCCAACAAGUUCUCUCUGUACAAGAUACAGCAACCCCAACUAUUGUUUUGGCCUUCUUUUGGGCCUCAUCAGCGAGGUCCCCAAAAGUAUCCCAUCAUAACCAGGAACCCCACAGAAGUUACAUCCCCAGAUAGCUCUGAUUGGAGUGUACAAUUUGGCCAAGUAUCACUCAGAUACAUUCAACAGAAUUGAAUUGCCACCGGGGUAAAGUUUUGACUGGCCGGACACAAGGUGAUGGCCCAAAACAAUUUCAGGGAUAUAGGUGCCCCGGCCGUUUUCUGUUCUUCUUGUUUUCAGGAAGCGAAUGCUCCCCCCCGCCCCCCCAGUUGGUAGUUCCCAUCUCCUGAACGUUGUUUGCGUAGUUGGUCGGGAAGUAGGACGGCAGCGGUAUAACCUUUACUGGGGUUCGUGUGGGUGCCUAGCCCAAAAGAGUUUCAGGCACUCAACGACCAAGUACCGCUGCCCACGUUCGGGUGGAAAAUGGCCGCCACUCUUUUGCUGACCAAGUGUAUUCGGUUACACGAAAUGGUGGCAACCCAGGGGAAACAUAUAUUAUUUACUUCCCUUGUGGUUUCACAUUUAAGUUGCAAGGUGAAAACAUCUUAAUGGGGUACCGGGGUGGUCCUCGUUCGGGAGUCGAAUGCAUAGUGUUCAGAUACCAUAACUCCCAAACAGAUAAAAAGUAAAUGAAAUGAAAUUAGCAGUAUGUUCCGCCACAGAUACCGCACUCGUCUAGUAGCCCAGGUGCUCUGGAACCAGGGAUGGCCAAGCCCCCCUUCUAGAUGUAUAAAAUAAAUAAUGGCCCAGGCAGUGCCGGCCUUUGGUGCCCUGUGCGAAAAAUCUUCACCACGCCACUCCCUGGUCAUAAAGUUUUAUGAAUAGUGCAAAUUUGCAAAAGAAAGCAUUGGAUUGGCUAAAGUUGGCAAAGAGGUGAGGCCCAACACAGUUUUGGCCAAUUAGCACCUCCUCAUAGAGAUGCAUUGAAUCAAUGCAUCUCUAUUAGAAAAUUUCUGCGUCUUCAUGCAGAGCGUGGAGAAAAUGGCAGUGCUGCCUACUGUGCAGUACUGCCCCAGGAAGCACCCCUUGUGGCCACUUGGAGGUGUCCCUAGGGGGCAAUGUAAACGGCAGUGUUUGCAUGAAAAUGCCUGAAGGAAAUUACUAUACUCACCAAAGCCAUAGUUGUUCUGCUGAAUCUAGUGUCCCUUUAAAGGAACUAGCCAUUUAUGGUUUCUAACAAUUUAGUAGAUGUACCCCCAAAGAAAAAAAUAUGCAUGCAAUUCUUUGUGCAUGUUUUCUUUGUGGAUAUGUGAAAUCUCGGUUUACAAUAGCUGCAGAUCUAGAUUGAUUGAUUGAUUUUACCCUGCUUUGGCACACUUUCCAAAGCAGGGCAAUGUAGGUGCGUAUGCAAGUUCUUGUUCAAAACCCCUUGGACUUGCAAUAUGUAGUUCUUCUGUAAAAGCAGACAUUGUGUGCAUUGAGCCUCUGCAUCUGCCCAUUAAAAAAAACACACACACCAUUAAAGGACCACUAUAGGCACCAAGACCACUUCAGCCUAAUGAAGUGGUCUGGGUGCCUGGUCCAGCUAGGUUUAACCCUUUUUUCUAUAAACAUAGCAGUUUCAGAGAAACUGCUAUAUUUACAAUAGGGUUAAUCCAGCCUCUAGUGGCUGUCUCAUUGACAGCCGCUAGAGGCGCUUCCGCGCUUCUCACUGUGAUUUUCACGGUGAGAAUACGCCAGCGUCCAUAGGAAAGCAUUGAGAAUGCUUUCCUAUGAGACUGGCUGAAUGCGCACGUGGCUCUUGCCGUGCAUGCGCAUUCAGCCGAGGAGAGGAGGAGGAGAGCUCCCUGCCUGGCGCUGGAGAAAGAGGUAAGUUUAACCCCUUCCUCCCCCUAGAGCCCGGCGGGAGGGGGACCCUGAGGGUGGGGGCACCCUCAGGGCCCUAUAGUGCCAGGAAAACGAGUAUGUUUGUUUUCCUGGCACUAUAGUGGUCCUUUAACCCAGACAUGCACUGACUAUGCACACUCUCUGAUACACAUUGACUUGAGUCCUUCACAUACAAGAAUAUUGCGCAAACUACACCCCAUAUUAGGCUUCUCCCUCUAUCAUAAACUUUUCGUCUCUCCCUGCUAUGUUUUGCUAUUCGGAGUUCCUGGACCAUUAUUUAUUUUUAGAUUUUAUGAAAUGUCUGUGCAUAGAUAUUCAUAAGAUCACAUAUACACCCUGUCACUUAUAGAUAUAAGAAAUAAUGACACUGCACUAAUGUUCUCUGAAUUAAGCUAAAUGCUUUUCUUGCCUUUAAAGACCAUGUGUGGGUGGAAAUAUAUUGAUAUUUUGAUUGAUAUGUAAUUGAAUAGGGCAUUUAAUGGGACACUAUAGUCAUAAGAACAACUACAGAUUAAUGGCAUUUGGCUCAGCCUUCACCCUGCCUCCUUGGCUGAGAUCAUCAAAAUUGACCAUCUCAGCCAAUUCAAUGUGUUCCUACAGGGAAGCAUUGGGAUUGGAUGAGAUCAUCCCUUCUGAUGAUGUCAGCCAAGGAGGCAGCUCAGGGACAAAGCCAGCACCAGCAGACUGGAAUAAAGGUAAGAUUUUACUAUGGUUAGGGGAGCAAGGGGAGACCACAAGGAAUAAAUGUUUGUGUUCCUGACCCUAUAGUGUUCCUUUAAAUAUGCAUUUAUUUGUUUUUCAGAAUGUUUUCCUAAGUGCUUCAAAUUUAGUGCUGUAAUUCACACUUGAUCUACAGCAUUUGUUUGGCCAACCCAAACUUCCUUGUUAGUGCUGAUAAGCAAGAUAAACAUUUCGUACAAAAAAAUAUAUAUUUUAAAAAGCACGCACACUCAGCAGCUUUUGUGGGAAUUCCAUUAAAAUGUCUUUAUUAAAUCAUUGUACAAGGCAAAAAAGGAGAGCCACAUACUUGUGUAUAUAUUGGCAAGUAAACCUAAAAAAAAAAAACUGUCGGAGAAGGGGAAUGACAAUCGAUAAAUCAGAAGAAAAAAAAACGCUGAAUUUUCUGCACGUUUGCUGAUGCUUUUCCAAUGGCUAGCCCUUCUUUAUUUUGUUUACUCCCCCUCCCCGACUUUUCAGUCUCUUCCUCUCCCCACUGUGAAAUGUGGUAAUUUGUUAAAUGUAUUUGAUAGCACUCAAGAAAUGUAUAAAUGCAUAUUUUUGUUUGCGUGAAGAACAAAAUAAUGUGUAUAUGACUUGCAUUUUAUUUGCCACUCGUUUGUCGCUUCUUUAAGCUUCUUUAAAGAGAGAGGUAAACUACAAAAUGUGACAUUAUCUGUUUCUGGGAAGUGCACCCAGCCUCUAGGCUUUCUUGCAAGACUCACAAAUGUGCACAUGCAUGUAUGUGCCAUGGUAACUUCUGUAAAAUACCAAAUUGUAAUUUGUAUUCUGGAAUUUGCAUGUUCUUGUGUGAUAUUUUAAUGGGAUCAAAUCUGCUUAAAUGUAAAGUAGACCUGGAACUUUAAAUGAGCGCUAAGCACUACAAACAAUACAACUCAUUGUAGCAGUUAUGGUGCCAUGUUUGGUUUAUUUCUGUCAAAACAUUUUGUUCAUGGGGCACUGUAUUUCAUAUUUUCACAAAUUAAAAUCUGUUCUAUCUCAUGUUAGCCUUUUGACGUUGAUCAUUGUCCAUACAACAUUGUCUCUUCUUUCUAGUCCAUAAGUGUAAAUUUGUUUUCCACUCAUACCCUAUCAUACCCCCACUACAAGUCAGUAGUGUUUAUGUAUCCCUAAUCAAGGCCGGAUUAACAUAGGGGCUGAUGGAGCUGCAGCUCCAGGCCCAUGCCCGUGGAAUAGGCCCAUUUAAUAAAAAAUAAAAAAAAUUAAUGAUUUACAUCAUGUGAUGUCACACAUACAUAAUUAGUUAUGCAAAUUAGUAAGUCCUGUAUUUUUUUAUUUUUUUUUCCAAGAAAGGUAGCAAUCCUAACUACUCUUCACAUACUCUUGCUUAAGUUUGGAAACUUAAGAGGAAUAUAUGGAAACAAAUCUUGUGUGGUCUAGCUGAAAUUAAAUUAGUUAAGGUAAUGCUGACUUUGGUCUCUCUGUGACUGUGGCAUGUUCCCUUUCUUCUACACUCACUACAUCCACUUUUUAUCUGUCUCAGACUGUAUACCAUGAGCUUCAGUCUGCUAGUAAGAAGGUAAGGAAACAAGUGGAAAUGUCAGUGCUAGGGGGCUGUCCUUAGAAAGCAUGGAGCAAGCGCAUCAUUAGAUGCAUUUAUGUCAAGCUCAGGAUGCUGUUGGCGAGCAUGCAUGAUUGGCAGGCAGCCUGACAUGAAUGAAAAAAGAAUUAAUUAGAAAUUAGCAUAUUUUAAGAGAAUCUGAGUUUUCUUAUAGUUGCAUCUUAUGAGUUUCCCUCCGCAACAUCUCCACCAGAUGCAGGACGGUUGAGAGGUAUGACUGUUUUAGUGUUUUUGGUUGAUAAUAUGCUGUACUUAGGCCCCUCAUAAUUGUCGGCACUAGGCCCACUGGGCUCUUAAUCUGUCCCUGUCCCUAAGGUCACAUGACAUUGUGAAGACUUCCUGUAUUACCAUGGUAAAAGAAAAUACAUUGCAACAUGUGUUUGUUUUUUGUUACAUUUUAAAAUAAGCCAAGGGUAAUUUAAAUAUUGAUUACAAAUAUGUUUUGGUUAAGGGAAGAGGAUUAUUUGAAUGUAGUAAUGUACAGAAAUUGAAAUAUAAAGUAGUUGUGUAUCCUGUGCAUGAGGCUGAUAUAUUUUAUUUUUUUUACAGGAAAAAUGUUCAAGAUUGCAGUGUAUUUGGGUCAUUGCAUUUUUAACCUGCUCCUCGGUCCUUUUGUAUUACACUUUCUACACACAGGCUCUUUAUUACAGGUAUGUGACUGUAGAAAAAAUUCUUUAAUUCUACAUGUUGUAAAGGGGAUUUCGAGACCCAGUUGGUUUCCUCAUGUACAUUUUAAAAUACAACAUUGUCCUCUGAGUUAUAUUCCCUCUUGUUCUGUUGUCAACAGCUUGAUCUUCAUGAACCCUUCUCUUGGACCUCUACAGUUCUGGGAUGCUUUGUGGGUUGUGGGGAUCACAGAUUUCAUUGUAAAGUUUUUCUUCAUGGGCCUUAAGUGUUUGGUUCUAUUGGUGCCUUCUUUUGUGGUAUCCUAUAAAAGCAAGGUAAGAGGACAAGCAAACUUACUUCAAAAAACACCAUGCUAUUCUCAUACAUAAAUGGAUGGAAAAAUCUUCCUUCACACUAUUUAUAUCCUAAAGCUCUGCAAAGUGUUAUGAUCUAAAGAUGUUUGUGGUCAAGAUUUUGGUCAUCUGUCAGCCCUUAACUUUAUUUACAAAAUAUAAAAUGUUAGUCUUGCUGAACUUAUGGUCAAUAACUUGAGGAAUCCACACCACAAAAUUCUCUAGCUAUGCGAAAAGCUUUCAAAUCUUUGCAGAGAUGAUUUCAAGCUAUUAUUUUAUCUUGCAAUUCAUAUAGUACUUUUGUUACAGGACAAUGCUAUGCAUGUUAUAUUUAAUUACUAUUAAUAAGUGAAUGUUAAAAAUUAACCAUCCUGAAACCUGCAGACUACAUAUGUCUAUUUUAAAGCCACGUGUAUGUACCAGGAGUAUUAUUUUUUUAGUGUUUUUUUUUUUUUUUUUACACACUUUAAUAUUUUGGUGAUCUGCAAGUAAACUAGUACUAAUUUGACAAUAAAACAUUUUCAAUCCAAUCAUGAAAGGUUCCUUUCAGUUUUAUAAUAAAAUGAAGCCAGACCAAGUAUUGCAAACAGGUCAACCCUCUAAGGGUUAUUAACAUUGCAAUAUGACUCAUCCAAAAUAAAAAUAAACAUCUGUAUGAAAGAGCAAGCUCUGAGCAUUGUGCAAAGACCUAUAUAUUUACUAAAAUUGCAGAAUUGCCCAUAUUUCUUACCCUAAUUGAUAAUAAUAGUCCACGUAAUAAAUGGUCUUGGAUACAAACUAUUGUCGCACUAGAUAACCAAGUAGAGUACACAUGAAAAUCAGGUAAAACUGGCUAAAGGAUAGUUAUUUCAACAAUUAUUAUCUGACUCUUGAGACAUACCUUGAUGGAGCAUAGCAUGCAUUCAUAGAAAUAAGUUUGCAUUUUUGUCAUAACUGCUAAGAACUACAAUAUCAUCUACUUCCAGUUAAGGAUUCCCAGUAAUAUUAAUUGUGGUUUGUGCUGAUUUUACUAUUUAUUUAUAAAAAAAAUUUUUUUUUUUUUUAAAGCAAACUGAAUAUAUAUAUUUUUUUUCCUUUUCCAAUUAUACUGUAAACUUUUUUUUUUUUAAAUUAAUUAUAUUACUUUAUUUCAGGGCUACUGGUACAUGGCUUUGGAGGAAAUUGCUCAGUAUUUCUGCAUGUUUGUUUCUACACCAGUUUGGUUCCGUUACUUAACUGAUUAUGGUGCUGAAACCAGUGGAGCUGAGUGGCAUUUUGGGGUUUUGUUGGCUUUGCUCUACCUCAUCUUAAAAGUAAGUACAGGACGCAUGAUAGUUUACAUGCAACUUGCAUGGGUUGUAAUUGACUCCUGACUAAACAUGUCCAGGCCAUGAAGUUCAAGUUACUGAUAAACUAAUAAUUUGCUAUGUUAGUCUAAUCAAUUUAAAUUAAGAGAACAGUUAAAGACCACUCUCAGCAGGAAGAACGAGUGUUAGGUAACCUUUUCCAUAUCCUUUAUAAAGAUGUAGAAUUGUUAGCGUGAAUUGUACUUUAAGCCUUCAACAGUCUGGUUGAGGUUCAAACGGUUGUGAUUUUUGAUCCUCCUGACCACCCACAAUUAUCAAACAAGAACAAUUUAGAAAUUAACUUAGUGGACAGUUUAAAUUGUCAAAUUAAACAUUUAUUUUCUUUUACAGCUUUUCAUCCUUUUUGGACAGUGGAAAAAAUCUGCAAAUAACUUAUUACUGUUUUUCACUCAGCCGGUAAGGAAUGUUCAAAAUGUUUGUUUUUCCCAUCUUGAAUGUUUAUUUUUUUAAAGGGGGGAGAGGGUGGUGGGGGGGACCUAGACCAGUCAUGUCCAAAGUCUGGGUCGUGUUCCAGUUUAAUACGGCCCCAAUGGUAAUUUGUCAAAAUCUAUCUGUUGUGGCCCCCAGUGAAUCCCCGAGCGCUGCUCAGAACCCCUGGGAUCUCUGGAUCUUUCAACGCUGCCGGACUGCACGUCCUCAGUCUGCGUUCUUGCGAUGUCUCGGACGGUGCGGUAUUUGGUGCGUUCCUUCUCCCUGCGCUGUAUCUUCACCACACACAGCCACAAAGGCAGGCAAUUCAUCUUUGCUGCAACAUAGAAGCGUCACUUCUCCCUGUGCUGCGUCUUCAUCACACACCGCCACAAGUGCAGGCAAUUCAUCUUUGCUGCAACUGAAGAGUACCUGCACUUGCCAUCUUUAUUCAGGACAGGGGACAAUAGACAAUAGUCCAGAAGGGCUAAAAGUAAAAAAGAUCAAAGUUUAUUACAUGAGGCUACAAGACACCGUCUCCAGACACUAUCCCUCACUUGUGACCCGCCAGCAUUUAGCACUGUACAUUACAGCGUAACUUCGUUUGGAAGAGAUCUCUGGCGAAUUCUUGUUUGACAGUGUAUUAGUGCUCAGGUGAACACACUUAGUAUAAUUAGGGCUUGGGUGAACAGCUCUCUCUCUUGUAAACUUCUACCGCCAACUGGAUAAGAGCCAGUUUCAAGAUAUUCAAACAUUGGCUAAGAAAAUGCUAAGCUUGUUUGGCUCAACAUGUUUGUGUAAGAAGACAUUCUCUGCUAUGAACUUGAACAAGAACCGCGUGAGGACAAGACUAAGUUACUCUCACCUGCGUGACAUUUUGCGCAUCAAAACCACUGCCUUUGAACCAGACCUAGCCUAUUUGCUGCAGUCCAAAUCUCAGUUUCACCCUUCACAUUAGUGCAGGCAAGUUUUUUUUUUUGUUUGUUUUUUUUUCUUUUUUCCUUUCCCUUUCCCCAAUUGAGAUGACUACAUCGUAAAAUCUCAGUUAAUGUCAGUUGGUCUAAAUCGGUUAUAAAUAUAUUUGGACACAACAUAUAUACUUAGUGUUAUGUUCCUAUCCAUAUUUUUUUUGUAACCUAAAAGUUGAAAGACAACCUUUAUUAGCAAUAAUAUGUAAUGCACUUUACAAUGUUCCUGACAUAUAUUUCAGCUUCCUGAAUUUUACAGAUACAUACACUUAAAGGACCACUAUAGGCACUCAGAUCACUUCACCUCAAUGAAGUGGUCUGGGUGCCAGGUCCCUCUAGUUUUAACCCUGCAGCUGAAAACAUAGCAGUUUCAGAGAAACUGCUAUGUUUCACUGAGGGUUAAUCCAGCCUCUAGUAGCUGUCUCACUGACAGCCGCUAGAGGCGCUUCCGCGAUUCUCACUCUGAAAAUCAGUGAGAAGACGCUGGACGUCCAUAGGAAAGCAUUGAGUAAUGCUUUCCUAUGGGCGGUUUGAAUGUGCGUGCGGCUCUUGCCGCGCAUGUGCAUUCAGAGCUGGGACGGAGAGAUCCCCAGCGCAAAGGUGGCCUGGCGCUGGAGAAAGGCAAGUGCUGAAGGGGUUUUAACCGCACACACGCUCUCUCACGAACAGACGCACGCACAUUUACUGACCCACACACUCAGUGACAGACAUACAUACACACUCACUGACAGACAUACACUCACUUACAAUACAUACUCUCGCUGACAAACACACACUAACCUCAAGCAGACUCCCUAACAGACACACACAAACUAACACGCUUAGUAACACACACACACUGACCCUAACUAGCAGACACACUCAAUAACACACACUCACACACACAAGCAGACACACACAACUAACACACACACUCGUAUUUUUUUUUUUUUUUACAUUUAAUCCCCCCAGCCUCCCUACCAUUAGGAGUGCUGAGGGGAGUCCCUGUGGUCCAGUGGGGCUGCCCGCCGGCCGGUCCUGCAGGCUGCGAGGGAGCACUGAUCCUUCUGUUCAGCUCCCUCGCGCGCCGCUUACUGAUGAAGGAGCCGGAAUGACGUCAUAUUCUGGCAUCGGUGCGCGGGAGCUGAGCAGAGAGCACUCGGGGAGAAUGCUCCUUCGCGUGCGCGCCCACUUGGUGACAACAUUGCCAGCCUUGGGGGGCCCUAAGGUGGCCAGCUCCGGGGCCCCUCAAAAGAAGAGGCUGGCAAACUGCAUACAUACCCGGUCGCAGGGCAGCCGGGCCCGCGACCGCGGUAUGUACGCCAGUGGUUUUGAGAUAUGUUUAUUGCAGGCCUAAACACUUCUCCAGUGGCUGUCAAUAUGACAGCCACUAGAUUGUGCUUCUAUAAUGAGAACCACAUCAGACUCUGUUCUUGAAGUUGUAAGCACUUUGGGGAAAAGGGCAGUGCAGCGGAUGCAGUGUUGUGCUCUGGGUAACCUUGUGUUCUGGUAUUCAUGUGAAUGUUACUUUGACAUGUACAACCCUUUAUCGGAAUGUUGUUUCCAGAUGGCAUUGUCUUCUUUUAGCAAAAUAUAGAACCCUGCCACACUGCAAAAAUUGUUCAGGAAUGGAUUGUGGAAUAUGAAAAAGAGUUCAAGGUGUUGCCUUGCUCUCGAAUUUUCCCAGAUUUCAGUCCAUUUAAGUAUCUCUGGGAUAUGCUGGAGCAACAAAUCUGAUCAAUGGAGGCUCCAAUCCAGCAAAUUGCAGGACCUAAAAAAAUCUGGUAAUGUAUUUGUUCCAGAUACCACAGGACACAUUUAGAAGUCAUGUGGAGUCCAUGCCUUGAAUCUUCACUCCAGUUUUGGCAGCACAAGGGGGACUUGCACGAUGUUGGGCAGGUGGUUUUAAUUUGGGCCUGAUCAGUGUAAGUCCACAAUGCUUCUCUAUAAGAAACAUUUGAUUGGACAAGGCAGAUGAGGGGUUAAUUUAAUUUAUUCUUAAUUUUUUUCCUCUUUUUUCAUGAAUGGUGCUAAAGCCACAGUACAUGCCACUUCAUAGGAAUCUGUGACAGAGGUGAAGUGCAUAUCAUACAUGUGUAUGAUAUGAGUGGCGCACAAUGUGGGUGGAAAGGGAUUGUGAUGUUUUCCUUGUGGGUAGAUGAUGAUCAGGUCUGCAAGGUAGAAGAUGAUCAGGUCUGCCACCAGCACGCUAUGACGACAGACGCAAAAUAUACACUGACAUUGGCAGCCUGGAACAGAGUUCUGGGAUUCCAAUUAGACAUUUCUGAGGGUGCAACUAGCCCCCCUGCACACAAUUAUGAAUAUCUCUGGAUGUGCACUGUUUCAAGCUAAAACACUUCACGUACUGACUCCUACCACCAUGACCACUUUAGAUAACCGAAAUGAUCGUGGUGGUUGGAGUAACCCUUUAAUCUGGAACAGAUACUGAGAUACUCUAAUGCAGUUUGUAACAGAGAAUUAUAAAAAAUAUACCCAAUGAACUAAAAUACUACAAAAUAAGAGCGGUUAAAUCUGCCAGUUAUGAUGCAGUGACAGUAGGGUUUAGUGGAAUUCUUUGCCAGUCUAUUGUUGCUGAGAGUCUGACUGCUAGUUUGAUGCUAAUUAUAUCUGAAGUGUUGCCUUUGUCUCUGUGUGGAUUCUGCAUUGUAAGCAGUGGUUCCAUUAACCAGGAUAUCAAGCACUGCCUUACAGAUGCUAAUCUCACACUGGAAUGCAUGUUCAGAAAUUGGAUCACAGCAGAUGCUCCACUCUCCCUACAAAGACAAAGGAUGUUAGAAACGAAUUGCUUGGCAUUGCCAAAAUUGUUUCUAUUUCCAGCUGAGGUAGCAUGGAGCCGGCUGCCUGUGGAAGCAUUGUAGGCAACAUGCGAGGGAGCAGUACUCUGCCUGUAGCUCCUCUCUGCUCCCUUGCACUGUCUGAUGCCGGGAGCUGGAAUGUGACGUCACUCCAGCCCCGGCAUCAUUACAGAAAACAAGAGGGAGCAGAGAGGAGCUUCAUGCAAAGUACUGCUCCCUCAAACGCAGGAAGAGAGCAGCCCCACUGGACCCCAGGGAAAGACCCACUCAGCUCUCCCAAAGAUAGGGAAGCUGAGUGUGGUUCAAUUAAAACAAAAAUGUACGUGUUUAUGCGCGUGCGCCUGUCAGUGUGUGCUUGCAAGCCUGUUUUCAGCGUGAGUGUGUGAGCCUGUCAGUGUGUGCGUGUUUAGGUACCUGCCCCGUCUGAUCGCAUGAGGAAGGUGUUUUUACUCGCCUUUUUCCCCCAGGCCAGCUUCGCCGCAGCUGGUCCCAUCUCUAUGGCUAAGAUUAUCAAUCUUUAUGAUCUCAGCUAAACCAACGCUUUCCCUUAGGAAAGCAUUGGGAGGAUUUUGUGCAGCAAAUGUGCCAAUCUGCAUCUCCUCAUAGAGAUGCAUUAAAUGAAUUAAUCUGUAUGAGGAACAUUCAGCACCUUCAUGCAGAGCUUGGAGAUACUGAAAUACUGAACGUGGGUGCUGCACAUGGUGCAGCAAUGACUUUGGACUCUCUAGUGUCCGUCUGAGUGACUGUCACUCUAGGUGUUAAUAAGCAGCAAUGUAAACCCUGCCUUCACUGCCUUUUCUCUGAAAAGGCAGUGUUUACACUGAAAAGCCUGCAGGGACAGGCUAUAGACACCAUAACAACUAACUCAAGUCGUAGUGGUUCUGGUGACUAUAGUGUCCUUUUUAAGAAUUGCAUUUUAUUAUUGAAAAUGACUGGUUCCUAACUUUUUUUUAGCUGGCUCUUAGAUUCCAAACACAUUUGUCAAGCCCUGUCAUAGAAUGUGAUAAAAUAAAACAAGCUCAGGGGCUGUUAUCCAAACGCAUGUACCUCGCCAUAGGGCUCCAAGACACGGUCCACCAUGUCAAUAAAGAAAAUUUAAAUGGGAAUCUUCAAUCCAGAGCUAAAUUAUGAAAAACAAAUUGGUGACUGUACUUGUGAGAAAUUCUUCAGAGAACAAAAUGUAAACCCGAUUUUAAUACAUUGUUGUCCUUGUGUGGAAAUAAUUAGUAUUAAGUAACACUUAAACCUUUCUGCCUUGGUGUACUUUUUUUAAAUGGAGGCAUGCUCUACAUUGAUAAUGUCAAAUUUUAAAGGGAUGCUGUAGUGCCAGGAAUACAAAGCUGUAUUGCUCCCCCUCCCCUGUAAAUAAAGGGUUAAAAAAAAAAACUUUUAUAUACUUACCUGAUCCCAGUGGUGAUGUCCCUCGGCGUUGGGGCAAAGUUCCACCCCCUCCAAGCGGGCUCUAAUACGCAUGUGCAGCAAAUACCGUGUGCAUUGAAUCAAUGCUUUCCUACGGAGAAAAAAUCUGAUGCUAGGUGUCCUCAUGCAGAGCGUGAGCAUAUCCAGUGUCAAAACCGGACGAAUGGUCCGUUUCGAUUCAGAAAACCCUCUAGUGGCUGUCUGGUAGACAGCCACUGUGGGCAGACUUAGUCCUGCAAUGUAAACAUUGCGGCACUAUGUGCAAAAGGGACACUGCACCCAAACCACAAAAAAAAAACAACUCUUACAUAAACUUGUAUUGCAUCUUGUUAUAGAACUGAUCCAAAACCAAUAACCAUUUAGGUACCAGGUUUAACCUCUUAAGGAAAAUCCCUUUUACACUAUGAUUAUUAAGUGUUCUUGCAUGGCAAGACCACUUACUAUUAUCUCGCGUAUAUAUUAAGUGUUCUGGCAUGGCAAGGCCACUUACUAUUAUCUCACAUAUGUAUUAUUCUUAUUAUUAUAGACAAAUCUACCACCCUAACUCCUCCUACAGUUUUUACACUACAUAGACAGUAAUAUACCGAAACGUGCGGAUUGUUCCCGAUCAGUGUGCUAUUACUUUGUGGAACGUUUCGCCGAAUGGUUCAAGAAAGAAUAUUUUUUGUGGCGAAAUUGGUCCCAUAGGAAUGCAUGGCAGAAUGUUCAAAACUAGAGUGGGAGCUGAAAAAUCAGGACAUGAUUUCUAAACUGCCACCACUCCCUCAUUUUCAAGCCCACAUACACAAAUCUUAUAUCAAAACGUUCAGCUAUCCCUGCUAAACAUGUCCAAGACUAAGCCAUAGUCCUGAUAGUUUUCACAAUAUGACUAUUUGUAUGCAACUCACGGCGUCCAUUGACAUGCAUUGAAACUCCACUCUAGCCACCUCAAAUCUGAAGGGCAAUUUUUUUAACUGCGACUGUGCCAUCAAUUUUAAUACUUCAGAGACAUACUAUGCGUCUGGGUCUUGUGAUUCUCACAAUAUAAAGCUCUUCGCUGUAGGAUUUAUAGUUUUUAAAACUACGACCGUUUGAAGAUGGCAACUGCCAGUGAAGUGAGAAAUUUGGAGCAGUUUGUUUUUAACCGCUCUUCUCUGCCCUUGCUGUAGAGUGAGUUGUCAUCGGAACCCAGGUGUGUGAGCAGCCAGCUGAGUGUUCCGGAACACAGAGGCUGCUAGAUGAAACACAUUCUCUAAAUUGCUGUCAUUCCUACAGUUUUGAUAACACAAAAGUGAGAACUAUCACAUUUAAUAAAUAUAUUUCCAUGUUAGUCAAUUCGUUAUACCUGUAACAGAAAAACAGUAACAUACAAUGUUACAACAAUACAGCUAAUCAAUGUUUCAUAAAGUUACUCUGCCCAGUCCAACCUUUCCACUGUUACUCCAGCCACUCCAACCACACAACAGUUACUUAAGCCACUCUACCCUGUUACUCCGCCCACUCCAGUUGUAGACUACCGGUGGAGGCAAGACACUUCACACAAUUUCCCCAGAAAUUGUAGCUUUUCUCAUUUCUAUUUGGCAUCUACCACUUUUGAGACCAUAUUUCUCUUAAAACAUUUAAUGUUUAAUUAGAAGAAUUAAGCUAAUACCUGAGAUACCUGAUUCAAUUUUUCUACAUUAGCUGCAAAUUCUCAUGCUGUGUAACAUCUGUAAUGAGCUCAAUCAGUCAUGAUAUUCCAUAAACAAUCUAUAGCUCUGCUGUAUGGAUCUCAUUAGAAGUGCUUUUCAUUAAUGCCUUAUAUAGCGAGUUAAAGUUUACCUAGACAGUACAUUUUAACAUUCAGCUAUAGAAAACAAAAAGUGAAAUGUUGUAGGUUCAGAGGAAGGAGCAGAAAGGGUGGCGUUAUGCAGCAAAACUAAUUAUUUAAAUAGGCUUCGAUUUAAAAAUAAAACAUCCCUGAAUAACUCCAACACAUUGGUACCAGGAAUGCUUCUUCAAUGCAUGUAAAGGGUAUUUUAAGUAAAAAUUAAAGGCACCCUUUAAUGCAGAGACUGUGAUCUGCAUAGCAGUAAUUCAAAUGAUAUCUGGAGAAAUUACAUCCAUAUGAUGGUACAUACAGAUGCAGAACAGAAGGUAGCAUAAUAUACCGAAUUUAAUGGCUGGAACCAAGUAAUUGUUUAUGUUGCGUUUAUAUUUGUAUAUUACCGUAUGUUAUACUACUACAUACAAUGUUGUCAUGAAAUGUACAUAAUUUUGCUGGUAAGCCUCUUUUAUUAUGCUAUGAUGAAUGAAAUGUUAGUGCUUUAGAAGUUAAACAUUUCUCUUGAAUCGGGAAGGUUUGCCUGCUGUCACUGCACUGGCAUUUUACUCACACAAUCUGCCUGAAUGUAAAUCAAAGCAGCAUGCAGGAUCUCUGCAGCCUGCAUAAGAAGCCUAUUGUUUAGAAGUCCAAAUCAUCUCGACAAUUUACAAGCCUUUUGUUUUUCCUGUCUCUUCCAGACGUACGGAACGCCUGCAACCAAGAGGCAGUGUUCAGAAGCUGAUGAUAUCUGUGCAAUCUGUCAGGCAGAAUUCACAAAACCCACUGUACUUGUAUGCCAGGUAUGGCCAGAUCCGGUUGUGUGAUAGAGAUUUAUUAUUAAAUGCUUAGAUGCAUAUCAAUAUUCUGAAAUUUGAGAUGAAAUUACUAUAAGAAAAGUAAAAGUGUAAGAUUUUACCAAGCAUUUUUUUUUUAAACUUGCAGAGGUUGCCAGAAUUUUGUUGUAGAGCUAUUUUUUAACUACAACUCCCAUGGUGCUCAUCCAUCUGGCUCCCAGUGGUAUCUUUUCUGAGGGAUUUAAGUGUUCAACAACUAGUUAGCCUGUUGAUGGAUGCUAAGCAGGGGGUAGGCAACAUUCAGCCCUCUAGAGGUUGUGGACUACACCUCUCCUGAUGUUUUGCCAACAUUAUGGCUGUAAAAGUAUUUUGGGAGAUGUAGUCUACAAUAUCAGUUUUGCCGAAUGUUGCCUACCCUGCUAUAAAAAAUAAGGUUUGAUUUUCACAAUCCAGUUGUAUAACCAUUUAAUUCCUGUAUGUAAGUGUAGAAGUAUCCCAAAAGUAAUUUUUUUUUUUUUACCCAGCCACUGGUGUGAGAGGCUGAAUUCAAGUAGAACAGAAGGUGACACAUAAAAUUAAAAGGCAUACAUAUUGACAGCAGUUACAAUCAUACAGUGUCUAACAGACAUUAUUGCCAGUGAGUUGAUUUUUUUUUUUUUUUUACAUUAGACUAUUUUUAAUGGGGGGUCUUUCACACCCCCUCCCCCCUCAGUUUUUGUUUUCUUAAUUUUUUAUUUUUAAAGAAAACAUACAGUAACAUACAGCCUUGUGAUGUCACAACGACAUUGACAAGCAUAUUGUAAGUAUACAUGUAGGUACAGCGCCAUGGCAUAUGAGAGAGUUGCACUUUUUUUUUUAUUUUAUAAAACAUGCUUAGUGGUCUAACUUAAUGAAGAGCAAGACUAAGUAGCAGUACAUUCUUACAGCAUGAGUAGUCUGGAAAGCUCUUAACAACCAACUAGUCUUACAUAGACGUUAAUGUGACAUGCUGUGUUUAAAAAAAAUCAAGUGAAAGAUCAAAGUGAAAUAAACUGUAUGCCUGCAAUGUCAGACUAGGCUAAAUAUUAGUAGUGAUAGAUUAUGUAUACAUGUCUGAGGCAACGAGUAGACCUAGGCUGGUGAGAGUUUUUUUUUUGUGUAUAUUAAAGAAGGAACUAUCUCAAUUUAGGCAAGCUUUUUGGGGAGCCCUAGUUGUUUUGCUUUUUAACAUCUUCAUUUCAUUGAUGGUACGUCCACAUCACUCACUGGCUUUUUAUUUAUUUAUAUCCGUAGUGCUCAAUAGACUGUCUCCAAAUAUGACACUUUUUUUUUCCUCUUAAGGACUGUACACAAUCACGUAUAGUUCUAUGUGACCAGUUUUCAAAUCUCAUUUUGCUUUCCCAUGGACUUUGAAUCUUUUGCAAGGAUUUAUUUGUUAUUGUGUGAUGUAUGUAAAAGCUUGCUUCUGUUUAUUAACUUUUGCCUUACACCAUAAGUAAUGAUAUAUGUUCAUUUCUUGUAGCAUGUGUUUUGUGAAGAAUGCAUUUCCUCAUGGUUCAAUAGAGAGAAAACAUGCCCUCUUUGCCGGACUGUGAUUUCCAACCACCAUCACAAGUGGAAAGAUGGAGCUACAUCUCUUCAGCUUCAACUCUUUUAGGCUCUCCCGAGCUGUCUUGCAAUAUAACCACGCAAAAAGCACAAAGAAAAUCUUAUUUUACCAAGAUAGAUUUUAUAUAUAUUUAUCUAUUUCAGAAUUUUUCUAAACUUUCAGGAAAUACAUGUUUUGGUGAUAUAACAAAGGUUUAAUGCUUGUGUACAGGGUGUUUCUUGGCAUCUAUGGAGGGAAAAAAUUAUGAAUAUUUAGAAAAUGUUUCAUGUAGUGCAACAUAUGAACGUGUAUAUUUAUUACUUUUUAAAAAAUUAUUCAUGGUCUGUGAAUAUUUUUCUUUGCACAUCAAUUUGAAAAGAGAAACCACAGUUUAAAAUUAUAUUUUAACAAAAACAAGUCAGUAUGUUAAAAAUAGUAUUUGCAUAUAAAUAUAUGUACACAAAAGAAUAAAACAAAAUGGGUGGGUUAAUUAAUAUAAAAUAUUAUUCAUUGAGCACAAUUCCUAUCUGACACAUCUUGAAAACAUAAACUUAUUUGUUAAUAAGGUCUGUAUCUUUUUAAAUUACAUAAAUUGUAAUUUAAGCAACCUUGCUCAUAUGUCAACAAGAAAACUAUGUAUUUAUUAACCCACAUCUAAUGACCCCCAGAGAGAGGGUCCAUAUUCAUAUAGCUGUGAUGUGGGUUUCCUAAAUAUGGAACUAAAGUUUUAUAUAAGGAACAUUUGUGUAUUUUGUCACAAAUCAAUAUGUAUCCCUCUAUGCCAGGGUUUCUUUUACAGUAAUGAGUUAUUUUCUCACUGCUUUGAUUGGUAACUCAUGGUUAUUGUGUAUGGUUUUUAUAGCCCAAUGACUAUCUCUUCAUACCUGCAACUAUUUGAAGUUUUGGUGCGGGUGGGAGGGUUUUUUCUGUUUUUCUGAAACCAAGGCACUAACACAAUUUAGUUAAUUGCUACAGCUCUGAUUUAAGCAGUAAGAGUUAAUUUGCAUGGAUGGGAUUCACACAGUGCUAGUUGUGAAAUUUAAUUCUAUUUAAACAAGAUAUUUUGAUAGUUUGCUUGAGAUUUCAGGGAAUGUCAUUUGACAAAUUAAAAUAAUCAUUUUGUAUUUUGCUUGCAAUGGGAACGUUAAAUUUCUGGGCCAUAGACCUUACUAGAUACUGGAUUCUUGUAUGCAUCUGGACUUUAUUCACAUUCAGGUGUUAACUAAACCAUAAUUUUUUAGGAAUUCACAAGGAAAAUACAUUCUUAAGGCCAAAGCUGAGCUAUACACAACAUAAAUGGAUUUAGUGUUUCCUAACUCUCCUAUUAUGGCUAGAGUGUCUCUGUUGAAUGACAAACAAUGUACAUGAAUAACUCUGCUAGUAUUUUCUUAAAGGGACACUAUAGGUACCCAGACUACUUCAGCUCAUUGAAGAGUUCUUGGUACAGUGUCCCAAGCCACCUAACGCUGGAAAGGUAAUUAUUGCAGUUUUUAACCUUGCUAGGGUUAACUCCAUCUCUAGUGGAUGUCUACCAGACAGCCACUACUAGAGUCUUCCGGGGUCAACGGACGCUGGACAUCCUCACGCUUUGCAUGGGGACGUCCAGUGUCACCAAAAACCCCAUAGGAAAUAAUUAUAUGAAAUUACAUCAACAAGCAAAUUGGGUUAAGCUACAGUUGGUCAGGUAACGGUAGAAUUUGACCUAACAUUGUUGCUUAGCCAGAUAGAAAACUGACAUUUUCUAAAAGAAAAAGAUAUAUUAUAGCAUAUAGCAAGUUUUCAAUAUUUUAUAUUUCAAAUUGAAGAUCCUACAGAAACUUUGGACAUGAUUUGAAAAGCCUACAUAAAAGGGAUUGAUUUUAUUUAAAUUGGUAAUUGUAAACAAACUGCUAUAGAGACAAGCCAUGACCAAUACAUUCACAAAGGGAUUUUACCAUUCACCCUUGGAAGGAACCUGGGUACUCCUGGCACCAUAAUAAUUACAGCAAACUGCUGUGUUUAUGGCGCAAACAGUGUUACUUAUAAAGGGUAUCCUGAAGAAUUUAAAACAGUUUAUAUUCAAAUUGUCAUAUCGGCUUAAAUGUAGGGUUACAUUAUCUGCUAGUAUUUACGAUCACAGAGUUUUUUGAUGUUCGUAAAACAAACUUGUUAGGGGUUCCAUUUUGUAUUUGCACUGGUUACAGCAUACUGUUCACAGUGGUGGCUCUAUUACUGGUCAGUCAUGUCUGCACUGACCUAGGAAAAGGGAGAGUAAGUUCUCUGUUCCUCAGAUCCUCCUGCUGUAUACAUGUAAUUUCUUUAUGUGGGCACAUGCUUUGUCCAUAUUUCAAAUUAACAUAUGGAUGACUGCUCCCCAACCCCAAAGAUUGAUCAGUAGUGCAAGCAUUACUGUCACCAUCCUACUGGCCAUUUAGGCCAUUCUGCAGCAGAACAAGGGUCAGGGUUGUUUUUACACACCCAUGGAUGACUAGGGAAUUCAAAGGAAGAUUAUGAAAUCAAUUUUUAAAACAAAGUAUUUGUACAUUGCAAGUAAGCAAAACUACAUUUUUGUAAUCCUCUAGAAAAACACGUUCACAUGCCAUCACUCCAAGUAAAUAAUACUCCUGCAUUCACACACGCACACUGAUGUAAUAUACUUAAUUUGAACUGGUGAUCUAUGCACAAAUAGUACCCUGCAUUCAUAGACACUGCAUACAUAGAACACCCUACAUUUAAAAGUAAUAUAUGAAUUUUAAGAGAAAAUGUGUAAUAAUCAAAAGAUGACUUGUCAAGCAGAUUACAUUUUUUUUUUUUUUUUUAAAUAAAUCUUCUCAUUCAGUAGCUGACAAAUCAAAUGGACAGUCUUGGCUCCAUAACCAGUAAUGUGCUGAUGUAGUGGUUAAGGUGCUGUUAUACUUUUGGCUUCACCCCCCAGUUCUAGGUCAUACUGUUUGAGAAAAACCUGGGGUUCCCCACAUGCUAAUGUGGUCUACAGGCAGGGAGCCUGGUUGCAAUAUCAAAUUUAUCCAUUUUUGGCAUUAACUAGCUGAGCAGAUAAGGUGUCCAAAUAAGGAGGAAAAUAAUAUUUCUAACUAAUAAAUUGGAAUUUCUGCCUUAACUAUUCCAUCAGGGAUCAUGAAUCAAAUGGUGGCUGCAGCAUCAUAGCACCAUAAUUACCACAUUGACAUGCAGUAGUUUUGGGAUUUAUACCGCAGAUUUUAUGCAUAUUAGAAUUAAGGCGGUCUAUUCAGUAAAUGGUGAAUUGUGGUAACACAAGUACUGACUUAAUUGAAUAAUUUAAGAUGAACAGCUGUUCAGUGAAAAAAACCUUUUUGUGUUUAUCCAUUAUGCAACAACAUGGAGAAUGAUGGCGUUUAUAAAAUCUUAACUACUUUUUCAUAUACUGAAUAUGUUCAUGUUCCUAGUCAGAGAUACAGAUGUUUCCUUAUUCUAUGUACUUUACAUUUUUUCAUAAUCAUGCAGUAUAAAAAAAAAUUGAAAUAAAAGGUAAUAUUUUUGCAAAUAAA
Molecule: messenger RNA, 35584 nt
Organism: Pelobates cultripes (western spadefoot toad)
Lineage: Eukaryota; Metazoa; Chordata; Amphibia; Anura; Pelobatidae
Source: the annotation of a GenBank genome assembly